Zingiber officinale is the source of this 1637-nucleotide messenger RNA. Its product is annotated as probable aquaporin NIP5-1. Gene Ontology annotation, molecular function: channel activity. The record is from RefSeq and is a predicted model, not a curated record. The coding region runs from base 398 to 1270 and encodes 290 amino acids. The transcript is spliced from 4 exons. Lineage: Eukaryota; Viridiplantae; Streptophyta; Magnoliopsida; Zingiberales; Zingiberaceae. Gene Ontology annotation, cellular component: membrane. Gene Ontology annotation, biological process: transmembrane transport.
CCAACACAUCUCCAUAUAUUCACCCUGCCUCCCCUUCUUCCUCUCCAUCAUGCUCUGCUCUUCCUCUCCCCUUCUUCCCCUUUCCAUUGCUCGGGCCCUCUGCUCUCUCUCCCUUCUUCGAUCUUCCGACAGAUAAAGAAAAGCCUGAAAGAAUUUGAGUUCAUCCGUCUGGCUUAUCAAGUUCUUCUUCUCCUUGAUCCUUAGAUUUAUACGUUCUAAAAUCCUGGCAAGGAUUUUACCUUUCUUAUAGCGAAAGCUUUAUAAAAGCCUCAAAAUCAUGUAAGUUGAGCCCUCCUUCUCCUUAGCUAUCUUCUCCUAAAAAAAAAAAAAAAAAAUUAUAGAAAAACAAAAAUCCCAAAAAGAAAGAGAGUUUUUGUGCGUCGAUUUCGGAGAGGCAAUGGGGGAGCCAGCGACGCCAAACCUGUCGGCGCCGGCGACACCCGGGACGCCCGGAGCGCCGCUGUUCAACUCGCUCCGAGUCGACUCGCAGUCCUACGAUCGAAAGUCGAUGCCGAGGUGCAACAGCUGCCUGCCGGCAUCGUCGGCCACGUGCUUCACCGAGUUCCCAAAGCCCGACAUCUCGCUCACCCGCAAGCUUGGAGCCGAAUUCGUUGGGACAUUCAUCCUCAUCUUCGGCGCCACCGCCGCGCCGAUCGUGAACCAGAAAUACAAUGGCGCCGAGACGCUGAUCGGCAACGCGGCUAGCGCCGGAUUGGCAGUGAUGAUCGUCAUCCUGUCGACAGGCCACAUCUCCGGCGCCCACCUCAACCCCUCCCUCACCAUCGCCUUCGCCCUGCUCCGCCACUUCCCCUGGGCCCACGUCCCCGCCUACAUCGUCGCCCAGGUCUCCGCCUCCAUCUGCGCCUCCUUCGCCCUCAAAGGCAUCUUCCAUCCCUUCCUCUCCGGCGGCGUCACCGUCCCCUCCGUCACCACUGCCCAAGCCUUCUUCAUCGAGUUCGUCAUCACCUUCAACCUCCUCUUCGUCGUCACCGCCGUCGCCACCGACACGCGCGCGGUCGGCGAGUUGGCCGGAAUUGCCGUCGGAGCCACCGUCAUGCUCAACAUUCUCGUAGCAGGGCCUUCGAGCGGGGGAUCCAUGAAUCCUGUUCGAACCCUGGGGCCGGCAGUGGCGGCGGGCAAUUACAAGCAGAUAUGGAUAUACCUGCUGGCGCCGACUGCCGGCGCGAUCGCCGGAGCUACGGUGUACACGUUAGUGAAGCUGAAGGGAGAAGACGAGGCGAUCCCGGCGCGGCGGAGCUUCCGUCGCUAGAGUGGUUUAAAAAAAUCGAUCCAAUCGCGUUUGUUUGCUUAGUUAAUAAAUAAUUAAUAUUCGGAGUUAUGCAAUCGGAUUAAUAAUAAUGCGGCCUUGACGGCGAUGGAUGAGACGCUAAGUCAACGCUCGUGAUGUGGAACUCAGUGUCGUGGACGUUGAUGUUAAACUAGUGGUUACUGUGUGUGAUUGAGUAGGGGCGGGCGAAUCAUCGCUUCUGGUGCUUGAUGUAGUCCGUGAAUAAAGUGGGCGGCACUGGUACACUGCACUGCACUACGGUGUCCGCCCCACGCCAUAACAUGAUUUAAUUAGUCUGCUUAAUCUCCCUGUUUUUCUUAUAAUUAAGCUUCCUUGUUAUUGUGUUCUC